UCUAAGUUGGCGAAUGAUAGAACAAAAGUUCAUGUGCCGCUUUGCGUGGAGGAGGUACUUUCAGAAGAUCUGAAUUAAUUGACCAUGCAGGAGUUGAAGGACUUAGCCUUAAUCGAAACGGUUCACUUUAAAAUACCAUUUGGGGAAAAUGUUCUAAAUGCAAUCUAUACAGUACCAAAUGCACCUUUCACCUAUGGAGUAAUUCUCACGCAUGGUGCAGGCGGAGACAUGAAUUUCCAUCAACUGAUAUCUAUAACAAAAUUUCUUGCAUCUAAUGGAAUCUUAUGUGUGAGAUUCACGUGCAAAGGCCUCAACCUAGACUACAGAAUUAGAGCUUACAGGGCAGUGAUGGAAUAUCUGAAAUCAUCAACAGACUAUGAAAUAAAAAGAUGGUUUCUAGGGGGUCGAUCCAUGGGAUCUAGAGCUGCUGCCUGUAUUGUCAAGCAGUGUAAGAACACCCCUGAUGAAGAGCUUGUGCAAGGUCUCAUUUGCCUGUCAUAUCCACUGCACCCACCAAAGCAGCAGAGUAAACUUCGAACAGAAGAUCUGCUUCUAGUACGCCACCCAGUCCUUCUAAUUUCUGGAUCAGCAGAUGAAAUGUGUGAGAAAGAUUUAUUGGAUGGCGUGGUGAACCAAAUGCCAGUGACUGUCAAAGUACACUGGGUCGAAGGAGCUAACCAUGGAAUGGAAGUUAAAGGAAGAACAAGAGAAGAUAUCGUGGCUGAGAUUAAUACUGAGGUGCUUUCAUGGAUUCGUGAAAUGGUUCAAGAAAAAUAAGAUUUGUGCGGUUGUUUGCCAAUGAUUAAAACUUUCAAAAUA
Messenger RNA from Rhincodon typus (whale shark), 819 nucleotides. It is a transcript of the gene tex30, whose product is annotated as testis expressed 30. The transcript has 5 exons. NCBI's taxonomy places the organism in Eukaryota, Metazoa, Chordata, Chondrichthyes, Orectolobiformes, Rhincodontidae. The record is from RefSeq and is a predicted model, not a curated record. Bases 85 to 777 code for a protein of 230 amino acids.